Messenger RNA from Aspergillus caelatus, 2975 nucleotides. RefSeq names its product putative mucin family signaling protein Msb2. Gene Ontology annotation, cellular component: plasma membrane; site of polarized growth; cell surface. NCBI's taxonomy places the organism in Eukaryota, Fungi, Ascomycota, Eurotiomycetes, Eurotiales, Aspergillaceae. Gene Ontology annotation, molecular function: osmosensor activity. The record is from RefSeq and is a predicted model, not a curated record. Bases 94 to 2766 code for a protein of 890 amino acids. Gene Ontology annotation, biological process: osmosensory signaling pathway via Sho1 osmosensor; hyperosmotic response; establishment of cell polarity. The transcript has a single exon.
CCCGCUUGAGCUAUCGCUCUGUCCAUUCCUUCUAUAUUACUGCCAUUCGCCGCCCUUUCCAACCCAAGUGGUUAUAUCCUUGACGCCUACAACAUGGUGGCCCAGACGGCGUCGAUACUGACGGCGUUGCUGUCGCUCGGCGGUCUCGAGCUGGUUGCAGCUCGGAACGCGGCCGAGGAGCCAACGCUGAAGCCCCGUUUCAUGCCGAAACACAUGAAAAGAUUGAUCAACUACCAAACCUCUGCAGCCCCCGGAGCAUCGUCCAAGGCGCCCGAGACCGUCGAAGUGCCCAGGUCCAACACCAACGUGCUCGAUUCGAUUCUGCAGCCGCCCCAAGAAGCCACCACAGCGCCGACGGAAACGCCUGAGGUCGUUGUUAUCACCUUGUCCGUCGAUGCGGCGGGCAAUACGCAUACCUUGACGGGAACGCCUGCGGGAACCGCCUCGACCUCGACCGUGACGAGCUCCGUGUUGACCUCGGAGCCCGCCGCGGCCAGCGCCACAGCAACUACCACCGGCUCGACCGCUUCCCAGGCAGCCUCGGACCCGGAGACGACCCCAUCAUCUUCCACAGGAGUGGAAUCGCCAAAGCCCACGGACGCCUCCACGUCGUCGGAGGAGAGCUCCACAGCGUCGUCUGCGAAUGUCGUCGGAUCGUCGCAGGAACCCGGUACAUCGACCACGGCCGUCACUCCGUCCGCGACAGCCACGAAGACCGGGAACGUGCUGAGUGAUCUGGUGAGUGGCCUGUUCGGCAGCUCAUCCAGCUCUGAGAGUGCCAGCUCUGCCCAGCCUACUGAUGUCACAAGCGGAUCGGUCCCUGUGAUCCCGUCGAACUCAGCAACGGGUGCCAGCACCACCGAGGGCACCUCAACAGUGGUGUCGCCCUCGCAGACCGGUGUGACGAGUUCGACCGAGCAGCCAUCGUCCACCCCCGGAUUGGUCAAUUCACUACUGUCAGGCCUUCUCUCCGGCUCGAGCACGUCCAGUGCCUCGGAGUCGUCUGCGAACCAGACGACUUCCAGCGAGGUAAUUCCAACCGUCUCGGCAGGCUCCUCAGUGACAGGGUCCUCCGGCCAGCCUACAUCCAUCGAUGUCAUUCCCACUCAGUCGGCGACUUCGUCCGUCGUCUCCCCCUCGGCCGCCACUUCCGCCACGGGCAAAUCGACGGAGUCUACCAGCCAGAUUACGUCUAUCGAUGUGAUUCCGACUCCAUCCGCUCUGUUGUCCUCCCUUCUGUCCCCUUCCGCCGCCUCAUCCUCGGGAUUGUUGGACACUGUGCUUCCGUCGGGCAUUCUUUCGACGUUCAGUGGCAACGGUUCGGAAACAUCGACCGCGCAGGCUGGAUCUAGCACCGCCAAUGGAAGCUCCACCGACCUAACAAGCUCUUCGGGUAUUCUGCCAACCAUCUCCAUCAGUAUCCCACCGGCCACGCCGACACCCUCCGCCGGCAUCUCCUCCGGAGUCACCCCAGGAGCUUCCGGAUCGAGUGGCUCAACCACAUCCAGCCCGGUCAUCCCCGGAGCGUCCACCGGCACUCAGACUUUCACCCAUGGACCGUCCGGCUCGAUCAUCAGCCCGGGUGUUCCUACAUCGACCAGUGGUGUCAUUCCCUCGACCGGUUCGACCGGCUCCAGUGGCUCGUCCCUGCCCUCGUCGGUCUCGUCGACUCCUCUCAUCGGCACCUCGAAGCCCACCGACGUGCCUUCGAGCCAAAGCACCCCGAUUUCGACCAACACACCAACUCCCGUUCCCUCCACCACCCUGACCCCGACGAGCACGGAACAGCCCAGCACCACGGAGCAGUCGACGGUGACGACCCAGGUCACCCCGACCGCGGCGCCCACCACGACGAGCGACGCCAAUGACUGGGUCCCGUCGACGAUUCUGGUGGAGCCUCCGAGCCCGACGACACAAAACACGGCCCCUCACACUACGGCGACGACAACGUCCACUCAGACCCAGCUCCCUGGGUCUAUCUCGCCCGGCAACGUUCCCGUCGAGCCCCCAGCGGACUCGACCCUGAUUCAGUUGGGAUUCAAUGGCAAGCUUCGCUACAGCUUUGUGGCCACGACGCCGCUGUCUUCCUCGCAGAUCUUCCUUUACAUUCCGAUCGCUUUGGAGUACGCGCUGGAGAUCCUCCGAAAGGAGGUGUCCAUGUUGGCGAUCCAGCCCUACGACAACUCGAAGAGCACGGGCUAUAUCGCCACCGUCGCCAUGGCGUACAUUCCCACCGACCAGGUGGAUGGGCUGCGGAAGAUGCUGAACAACCCUAACUCGCGGCUUUACCAGCAGGCCGAUGGGUCUGCCAAGGCUCUGAUGUCGAUGAUUGAUCCCUCCAUUCCUCUCGUGGUGGGCGAGUCCGGAUCCUCCUCAGGUAGCAGUGGAUCGUCCGGCUCGAGUGGGUCCAACGGCAACACUGGCGGCAACAACAGCAACAACGAGUCGGACCCUAACUCGGAUGCCGGUGCUAGCAGCAGCGGAUCGACUCAUGCCAGCUCGGUCGGCAUUGGCGUUGGUGUCGUGGCGGGAGCCGCCGCCUACGGUGCGGGCAUGUUCUGGGUGGCUCGUCGCUACCGCAAGAAGCGUCAAUUGCACCAGCGGUCGAGCUCGAACGUCGAGCAGAUGAGCGAGGGCCGUAACGGUGCGUCUUUGUUCGCAGCGGGUGGCCGUAUGUCGCGCAACAGCAACAACAGCCGCGGCACCGGGCGUACGCAGAUGAUCAGUGCCCCUGUGAUGGCCGAGAACUCCCUCGGAUGGAAUUAAAAGAAAAAUGAGAUGUACAUGAUGAGGUCCUCUUUGGGACGAGGAUAGCAAACAAAAGCACAAAACACAAAAAAAAAAAUAAAUCACAAUUAGACUGGGGGGAAUCCGAAUCGAAUCACUCGAUUCUGUGUGGCCCUUGUGGAAGCUUUGGCCAUUCAUCUUCUGACUGUAUUCAAGUUUUGGAUAUCAUGUGUCCUUCUAUGUUAUUC